This is a messenger RNA of Cooperia oncophora, 489 nucleotides long. The record is from the annotation of a GenBank genome assembly. Lineage: Eukaryota; Metazoa; Nematoda; Chromadorea; Rhabditida; Trichostrongylidae.
AUGAUCGAAUGCGAUGAUUUCGACCUUGACACUGGUUUCUACCUGAACUUCAUGCAUUCGCUUUCUGUUGUGGCAGUUCCUUUGAAUGUGCUGAGUAUAUUCUGUAUUCUCUACAAGUCAACGAAGCAAAUGGGGUCUUAUAAAUGGUAUUUGCUGAUCUACCAGCUGACAUCGACCGGUAUUCGAUCUCACUUACCUGGCACUCACUUUGCCGAUAAUAUUCUUCCCAAUACCAAUGGGUUAUCCUGCUUCAUGGAUUGCGCCAUGGAUUUCCAUCACCAGCCACUUAUCAGUUCUCCUGGUUGUUUACAUAGGUUCAUUUCUUGCUGCUACCAUCGUCAGCCUGUUUAUAUAUCGGUGCCAUGUCGUCACUCCGACCGUUCAUUUCUCGAGAAUCAACAGUCACGGAGUAUACAUGCGCAAGAUCAGCUCUGUCUGUUCCCCGACUUCAAAUUUUUAUCCCGUAUAAACUGCGAGCAAUUACCAUAA